Anastrepha obliqua is the source of this 429-nucleotide messenger RNA. RefSeq names its product protein kish (gene ksh). The transcript is spliced from 3 exons. NCBI's taxonomy places the organism in Eukaryota, Metazoa, Arthropoda, Insecta, Diptera, Tephritidae. Gene Ontology annotation, biological process: protein secretion; intracellular transport. The record is from RefSeq and is a predicted model, not a curated record. The coding region runs from base 126 to 344 and encodes 72 amino acids.
GACAUUUCAGCAACUAAACAAAUUUUAUCUUGUUACCCAUGUAGGCACGUACGUCAUCCUACAACAAACCAUUAUUUGCGUUUUUAUUUUAUUGUUAUUAAUUUAAGGAGAUAUAAAAACCCGAAAUGAGUGCGCUAUUCAACUUUCAAAGUUUGCUAUCAGUGAUACUUCUAUUGAUUUGCACUUGUGCUUAUUUACGUUCACUUUUCCCAAGUAUAAUAGACCGAAACAAGACGGGGUUACUUGGGGUGUUUUGGAAACUAGCACGAAUAGGAGAGAGAAAGUCACCAUAUGUGGCUGUGGCAUGUGUGGUCAUGGCGAUAUCGAUAUUAUUCUGGACGUGAUACUAAGAGUUUGUUUACUACUCAAGUUUGAAUUGAAUUGUGUUUCUGGUGUGAAAUAAAACUGCAUUUUUAUAAUUCUGUGAAA